Pieris brassicae (large cabbage white) is the source of this 3961-nucleotide messenger RNA. Its product is annotated as protein croquemort-like. The record is from RefSeq and is a predicted model, not a curated record. Gene Ontology annotation, molecular function: scavenger receptor activity. The coding region runs from base 85 to 1578 and encodes 497 amino acids. NCBI's taxonomy places the organism in Eukaryota, Metazoa, Arthropoda, Insecta, Lepidoptera, Pieridae. The transcript is spliced from 10 exons. Gene Ontology annotation, cellular component: cytoplasm; membrane.
CUUGCGCGAAUUACUACAUAUCACUGCGUUCUGAUGAAUUAUUUUUUUAUCUAUCUUUGAUCUGUGAUUUAUAUUCUGAGUAAUAUGGUUGUGUACAGAAAACAUAUUUUAGUGAUGUGUGCUGGUGUUGCGCUAGUUGUGUUUGGUGUUAUUUUAAAUUGCAGCUGGUCUGAUAUAUUUCUCUCACAAAUUAAAAAGAUGAUGGUUCUCGCGGAAGGUUCCACAUCCUUCUACAUCUGGAGGGACAUUCCGAUCCCUAUGUACCUGGAGUGUUUUCUGUUUAACAUCACCAAUACAGAAGACAUUCUCGCGGGAAAGAACGUCAGCUUGCAGGUGCAGCAAGUGGGGCCUUAUGUUUUUAAGGAGAUACGGAAGAAGAUGAAUAUUACGUGGAAUGAAAAUAAUACGGUUACAUUCAGAAACCAACGGUAUUGGUAUUACCACCCAGAAAUGUCAAAUGGGAGCCUCUCAGACUUGGUGACCAGUAUCAAUCCUAUUAUUGUGACAAUAGGAUACGCGCUUCGCAACGAGAGUGUAAUGUUACGUGUAUUCGUCGACAUGGUUAUGCGAAUAUCUCACAGGGAUAUAUUUAUGAAAGCAAAUGUCUCGUCGUGGUUGUUUGAGGGAAUCGAAGAUCCGUUGCUCAAUUUAGCUAACAGAAUACCCAAUUUACCGUACGAUAUUCCAUUCGAUAAAUUUGGCUGGUUGUAUAGUCGAAACGGUUCAAUAGAUUAUGACGGCGAGUUCGUGGCGAAUACUGGUGAAAGGGACUUUUUCCAACUUGGCAUGGUUGAGAGAUGGCAGAACACAAAUAGAACAGUGUACCGGGAUAAGUGUGGAGAGCUGCAGGGAUCCUCGGGAGAGCUGUGGGCACCUCAAAGAGGCCUGGAUGAACUAAGUAUAUUUGCACCAGAUUUGUGCACCCAUUUGACUCUUACAGCUGAUAGACCAGUUAGAGUUAUGGGUCUUGAUGGCAUGCAGUAUAUUGCAAAUGAUUCACUCUUCGAUAAUGGACAUAACUAUCCAGAUAUGGCAUGCUAUUGUGAUGAACCUCGUGACAGCAACUGCCUUCCAGCUGGGGCUCUCAAUGUAUCCGCUUGUAAAUUUGGGGCUCCAGCAUUCGUGACCCGACCACACUUUCUCGACAUGGAUCCUUAUUACGCCAGCAAAAUAGAAGGACUUACCCCUAACAAGAAUCAUAACUUCAAAAUGUCCAUAGAGAUGAAUACAGGGAUGCCUCUCGCUAUAUCUGCACAGCUGCAGGCAAAUGCUCUAGUUAGACACAUACCCGGCAUGAGUUUAAACAACCAGCUUCCGGAUCCCGACGUCUUGGUGCCAAUGUUUUGGUUCCGUGAGGAAAUUGUGGUGAAUGAGAAAUACGCUAACUUCGCUCGGACUGCAUUAAGCAUCAAAUUUGUAACGCCUUAUGGGUUUUAUACACUGAUUUUCAUCGGCUGUGCAGUGUUGGCAGUGACAUUUUGGCAAUACAGAAAACAGUAUAUAAACAAGAUUCAACAUAUUUCACAUGAAGAUACAAUAUUAACACAAUCUUUUCUAAGGAAAAUAGAAACUAGUUAGCAUUUAUUACAGACAUCUCGUGCGAACACUGGUGGAGUGCUUUUUAUGAAUUUAAUGGUGAAUAAAUGAUCUUGGAUAGUAUUGUGUACACGUGUGGAAUUUAAACCAAGCAAUAUUUAAAUAAACUAGGGCAUAUACAUUUGCUUUUGUUAAAAAGGUUUACAUAUUUGUCGGUUCUGGGGGGUUUUAAUGUAAAACAAACGACACUAGACGAGAGGAGAGUCAAAUGGACCUUGCGUGUCAACGUUCGAGAUACUGUUGACCAAUCACAAUCGAACGGAGCGCACAAUCGUUUCGUUUACAUGUUCGUAUACGAUCUUGUAUGCGUUUAUUUUCACGGCUAUAUUAUGUCUCAUAAUCCUUAGCUAAUAGAAUAGUAACAAUAAAUAUUCAAAGAACUUAAGGGUCGUUCGAAUAGUGUACGUUUUACAUUGAUUUAAACUUAAUGUGUGACAAAUUUAUGCGUUCAUUAUGAGUAAAAUUGCCAUUGUAUUUAUAUAUACUUGACAAAUGUAUAAAUAUAGGUGAAAUUAAUGAAAAUAUAAUUUGUGCUAAAUGAGUGAGUUACUAACCGGCAAUACGCCUUUCGUCCAGUGAUGACCGAUAAUUAUAGUAAUAAGUUUAAUUAGUGAAUACAAAAAAAUCCUCAUGACAAUAAUUCGUAUAAAAUUACUUAUAAGAUAAGUAAAAACGGCAUUUGUAUGAAAGUGAAUUUAAAUUUCAUACGACUUACAAGUCUUAAAUACUUAAAACAUGUGAAACGUUGUUUUCAUUUUGUUUCGUUUUAAGCGUAUUGAAAUCGAGCGUUUUAGUUUAGUGUUUGAGAUUAAAAGCCCGACAGGGCUGAUGUAUUUUAUUAUCAUUAAAACCAAUAACUUUUUAAGGCUUGAAAUGAUUGACGAAAUGUGUAGUAAGUAACAUUUCUGUGAAAAUGAUUUAGAAACUGUAUCAAGAUAUAGGAUAAGGUUUUACAUGAAAAUGGCCCUCGAAUAGAUUCGUUAGUUUAGUUUAUAAUUAUAAAUAAGCAGGGAAUGCAAACUCGAUCCUUAAUUCGAGAUAUUGUGGGAUAAAGAAUUACAAUCUCGCGAGAUCUCGGUAUUUUCGAGAUUUCAGAAUCCUAGAUAGGAGUGAUUUUGAAAAUAACUUCUUGAGAAGCUAAGAGUAACAAGAGUGCUAUGUACCUAACAGCUGGCACCAGUGGGAGUGAGCUAUUAUAAGCGUAGUGUAAAAACCUACCCCUUGCGACUAUUACUUGCUAAUCAUUUAGAUGAUCAUGUCGCAGAAACACGUAAAGUACGUUUAGCUGCUCUUAGUCUCUUCUUAUUCGAAGAGUCGUGUUGGUUUUUGUAGUAAACGUAAAAUACUCGCAAUCAUUAAUAAAGGCAAUUUAUUUUAGUAAGUUUUAGUUUUCUGUUGUGGUGUCUCGCAAGGAUUCGAUCCCGCGAUUACAUUCCCUAGAAAUUAGUCAUGGAGCUUUUUUUGGCAAUAUUAAUAUUUUUAAAAACAGUGAUGGCAUGUCACAAAACAUUUCAAUAAGAAUAUUAUCAGAAAUUAUAAUUAAAAGUAAUUAAACUUUUAAUGCUUAAACUGUUAACAGGAGAGUUGCAGCUGGUAAUCAUUGACAUAAAUCCCUUAAAUUUAAGCAAUAUUUAGAAGAAACACAAUUAACAAAACAUAUGUUAUGUCUUAACAUGUCAAGAAAUUAUUAUAAAGUCAAAAAAAUAUAUUAUGUUUUUGUGUUGAUAUUACAAAAAUUUGAAUGAAACAAUCAUUAAAACAUUAACAAUUUUAUUUUAACCUUAAUAAAACCAACUGAUUUAUAAAUUUUAAACGAUUUUCAAACUUAAUAAAAAACUAGUGACAGCCCGUUCUAUAGUUAUACAAAAUUUGUAAGCUAAGUGUAUUCUAAGAAAUGCGAAAAAUAAUUUAUUGCCUUAAAAUUGGAAUAAGGAGCAAGUCUAAAAAAAUUGAUGAAUCUGUGGCGGCCUAUUUGACAAUACAUAACAUUGAUUGAUUAAACUAUGAUCAUUUGUAUGUACAAGGCAAGAUGCCUUCUUAUUAGUAGUGUAUGUAGAAAGUCGAAAACUAAAUUUGUAUGAAACUGCCGACAUGAACUGUCAUUUUCCAGCGCCACAUUCUUGGUGGGCUGCUGAAUUUGGUACUUCCGUCGCCAUUAUGAAAUGUCACACUAACUUAGUUUAUUUUCUGUUAUUUCUUGGUGCGUACAAUAAAUAAUUCUACUAUCUACCAACAUCUAAUAAAAACGAAACUAAAAUGUAUUUAUUUUUAUUCCUUGCAUUAUUAUUUACAAUAGUAAAGUUUUACUUGUCGAUCGUUAUCUUAAAAUAUAUUAUAUUAAUAGUAGGUAACAAAACCUAUCAUA